UUGAAGCGAUGGAGAGUGACAUAGGCUACUUUUUGUUUCUUUCUAACCCCCACUUUCCUAAAAUGGGGGUGGAAUUUCGUAUGGAGCAUUCCACAAUUUCGAUUUUAACGUGAGUGAAGCUGCGGGUGAAAGCUAGUGUUUUCUAUAAAGUGCUUAAACUUAUUUUGAUCAUCGUAAUAGGUACAUAGUGUAACUAUCAAAAAUUGACUGAGAAUGGAGUUUGUAACCGAAGUGUCCGAGUUUGUGCGAUUGAAGGAGGAGCCCGCUGAGCCAGAAGCGGAGCCCGAGCGGCGGCCGCCCGGCGCGGCGCGAGCAGUGCACAUCAAAGAAGAACCACAGAAUGAACAUCAGUCAGACAGUGACGAAAAGGAAGAUUGUUUGCAACACACAACGAGUGAAUACGAAAUAAAGGAAGAUCCCUCAUGCUUUGAAAAUAUUGUGAGCGAUGUGAUACAUGGUUUGUAUGACGGUAGAGUGAAGGAUGAGGUUAUGCAGCCGGAGUCUGUGCCACAGAUCCCACAGACAGCCUCCUGCUCGGACAGGGAGUGUGUGAGCGAAGCAGCCAUGCUGGCCGGCCUGUACACGGACCAUGAUGUUAAAGACGAGCUUGUUCUGGGUGCGGAGUGCCCAUAUCGCCCUGAUGUCACUCUAGUAGUUUAUGGUCGCAUUGGCCAUACGCUUCGAGAUUGCUCUGUGACACUUGAACACAUCCCACACAUUGAUGUGCUCGCUAAGCGACAAGGCACAACUAAUAGUGACACUGAGUCCGAUACUGAUAAAUUUACAUUUAGAGAUGAAUUUCACACUGAAGAGAAAGAACCAUUAUGUGAUCUUUGUGAUGAAAGAUUCAGUGUAAAAUCAGAUUUAGUGAAACAUGUCAUAGAUCAUAUCCACAGACCUCCGAGCAUGGAACAGGAAGGCGGUGCGCAGGGCAAUGCAUUUGCUGGUCAGUGCCAGCAAGAGCAGGAGCGGGUUUUAUGCCGAAAAUACGCGAUCCAGGACUGCCGCGUGCGCCUCGAACGGCUCCGACACCAAGAGGCUCUUGCCACCAACGACACGCAACACACGCAUACGGAAAUUGAUGCAGAGGAUAUACACACUAGAGUUGACAAUAGGAAACCAACUUGUGAUCUUUGUGGAGAUAGUUUUGAUCUGAGAUCAGAUUUGGAUCAACAUAUCAUGACUUAUAUCCAUAUGCCGAGCACACAGCGUUCACAAGACCCGAGUCCGGACAAGGAAUCGGACAUUGGAUUUAAUUUUGAGAGUGAUUUAAAUAGACAUACAGGGAUUCAUAGUGUCAUAAAACCAUAUUCAUGUGAUGUAUGCAGCGAAGAAUUUGUGACUAUGUAUAGUUUAAAACGACAUUUACUUGUUCAUGCUGCCAUAAAACCAUAUUCGUGUAAAGUAUGUAAAAAAGGAUUUAUAGGAAAGAGUGCUUUGAAUGUACAUGCACUGCGUCAUUGUGACAUGCGACCAUAUUCGUGUGAUGUGUGCAAAAAACGAUUCAGAACUAAGAUUUAUUUAAAACAACAUACUCUGAUUCAUAGUAAUAUAAGACCAUAUUCCUGUGACGUAUGUAAAAAAGGAUUUUCAACUAUAAAGUUUUUAAAAAAGCAUUCACUACGUCACAGUGAUGUAAGAACACAUUAUUGUGAUGUGUGUAAAAAAGGAUUUUUAAAUAUGUCUAAGUUGAAAAGACAUACCCUUGUUCAUAAUGACAUAAGAUUAAGACCAUAUUCCUGUGACAUAUGUAAAAAAGGAUUUUUAUUUAUAUCUGAUUUGAAAAGACACACACUAGUUCAUACUGACAUAAGCCCAUAUUCCUGUGACGUAUGUAAAAAAGGAUUUUUAUUUAUAUCUGAGUUGAAAAGACACACACUAGUUCAUACUGACAUAAGACCAUAUUCCUGUGACGUAUGUAAAAAAGGAUUUUUAACUGAGAGUUGUUUAAUAAAUCAUUUACUACGUCACACUGAUGUAAGAGAACAUUAUUGUGAUGUGUGUAAAAAAGGAUUUUUAUAUAUGUCUGAGUUGAAAAGACAUACACUUGUUCAUACUGACCUAAGACCAUAUUCGUGUGAUGUGUGUAAAAAACGAUUUAAAACUGACGCUUAUUUAAAACAACAUAUGCUGUUCCACAGUGAUAUAACAUAUUCUUGUGAUGUGUGUAAAAAACGAUUUAGAAGUAACUCUUAUUUAAAGAAACAUACUCGGAUUCAUAGUGAUAAAAAAUCAAAUUAAAAACUAUUCUGUCAUUGACACAGUCGCAAUGGUUGACGACGUGAAACGUGCGAGCCACCGCUAUCGAGAAAGCCGUAGGCUGAGAUCCACGCAGAGCUAAAGUCAGUGCUCAAACACAGAAUAACAUUUAGUGUAAGUAGGUAAGUCCUCCAAGACUAUGCGGGUACAAGGUCCCAAGAUUUCUAACUAACUUCCCAAAGACAUCACCUGUAUAGAAUCUUCGAACCAAUUCACACGAGCGUUAAAAAAAUGGCUUAUCACCCACGCUUUUUAUGACAUGAAUGAAUUCUAAAUUUUUUCAAUUAUUUAAUUAACAUUCACAAAACAUUGUAUCCAUUUCAUUCUAAUAUUAUGUAAUGUUCAUGGUCCUUAAUGUAAUUUAAAAAUGUAUUACCAUAUUUCGACAUAUCAAACUACGUACUAAUAUAAUAAUUUUAAUAUACCAUAUAAAAUUAUGUACCUAAAUCAAUUGUGACGUGUAAUAUGUAACAAUAUUAUAAAUAAAUGAGUAUGAGUAAGAUCUUUAUUGCAAACCAUGGUAUUUACAUAGAUGUUACAAAUUGUGGAUAGUUACAGUUACACAUGGACCCCGGUGGGGUGUUGCUAUUUCCCUUAUAACUAUUUUCUAUAAUAUACACAAUUACACACUAACUUAAGGAGCUUUUAUGAUAAAAGCCAUAGUAUAAUAAGUAUAUAUUAAGGAAUACAUUAUGUCUAGUCUAGCCUAUGUCUAAAGACGUAGGCUAGACUACAGUUUACAGGGUCAGAUGUACUGGUGAAUGAAGGUCAGACUUUGCACUGCUGAAUGUAAAAGCGCGCUACGCACGCUUGUACUGCGGCUCUACAGGGUCAAGUUUACUGCUGAUAGAGAUGGCCUGAAUACGAAUAUUCGGCCGUACAUUCGGUUCAGCUGUUACCGAACUGAACAUUCGGCCGAAUAUUCGGUUCCGCC
Leguminivora glycinivorella is the source of this 3193-nucleotide messenger RNA. Its product is annotated as zinc finger protein 431-like. The record is from RefSeq and is a predicted model, not a curated record. The transcript is spliced from 4 exons. Gene Ontology annotation, biological process: regulation of transcription by RNA polymerase II. Bases 214 to 2241 code for a protein of 675 amino acids. Gene Ontology annotation, molecular function: DNA-binding transcription factor activity, RNA polymerase II-specific; RNA polymerase II cis-regulatory region sequence-specific DNA binding. Lineage: Eukaryota; Metazoa; Arthropoda; Insecta; Lepidoptera; Tortricidae.